UGCUCCGCUCUGCGUGUGUGUAGGAGAAAUUACGAGACAGAGAGGGCCACUCUGUUGUGGAGGAGGACUAGGCGAUCGAAUACACAUCAGAUUUUCAUUAUUUUUUAUUUUUUUUUAAAUAGACUGCAACGGUGUUGCAGAGGAGGCUUUGUGUCGGUUUUCUCUACGCUGAACUGAUUCUGAUUUUGGACCUUGGUGCUCUUCUUGUAUCUAUGGGCUCGGUAGGCGCAUCUCUCGCCUCCCGAUAGGACAUAACGGGCAGGGCUGCGUCCUAAUAAUUAUUUAUUUCGCAUCCGCUGCGCCGCAACGUUGGGAGAAACGUGAUCGUGAGGCUGCGAUAACGGCUCGGUGAUCAUGGAUUAAUACCCGAGUAAAUUUUCUUCUGAGAGGUUCCCAAUGUUGAACAUGUCCACCCCUAGCGAGCUGAAGUCUCCCUGCGUGACUCGCAACGGUCUGGUCAAACUGCCCCCCAGCCAGCCUAACGGUCUGGGCAGUGCAAGCAUCACCAAGGGGACACCUGCUGCCAAGAAUCGUUUGUGUCAGUCCUCCUCAGUACCCUCUAUCCUACCCCCUCCACCAUCAUCCCUUCCCUACCACCACCACCUGGACGGCCCUGGCAUGCCCAACUCAGCAGCCUCUCUGUUGGGCUCUGACCUGGAGCCUGGAAUGCCUCUGGUGGGCUUGAAGCCAUCUCUUCGUCAGCUUCCCCCUCUCACUCUACCAAAACCCAUGUUGCUGGAGCGCCAGCUUGUUCUUGAUGAGAAGCUACUCAACAGGUUGCUCUGGUACUUCACCACAGCUGAAAAAUGUAUCUUGGCGCAGGUAUGCAAAACAUGGCGCAAGGUGUUGUACCAACCCAAGUUUUGGGAGGGCGUGACACCCAUCUUGCAUGCCAAGGAGUUAUAUACCCUGCUGCCCAAUGGGGAGAAGGAGUUUGUCAGUCUGCAGGCUUUUGCCCUACGUGGCUUCCAGUCAUUCUGCUUAGUGGGUGUGUCAGACCUGGACAUUUGUGAGUUCAUCGACAACUACCCGCUGUCCAAGAAAGGUGUUCGCUCAGUCAGCCUCAAGAGGUCAACCAUUACAGAUGCUGGUUUGGAGGUUAUGUUGGAGCAAAUGCAAGGCCUGAUGCAUCUUGAACUGUCAGGCUGCAAUGACUUUACAGAGGCCGGCCUGUGGUCCAGUCUGAAUGCCCGGCUAACUUCCCUCAGUGUCAGUGACUGCAUCAAUGUGGCAGAUGACGCCAUUGCUGCUAUCUCACAGCUCCUUCCCAACUUAUCAGAGUUGAGCCUCCAGGCCUACCACGUAACUGACACAGCAAUGGCUUAUUUCACAGCCAAACAGGGCUACACCACCCACACUCUACGGCUUCACUCCUGCUGGGAAAUCACCAAUCACGGUGUGGUCAACAUGGUGCACAGCCUUCCCAAUCUGACUGCCCUCAGCCUCUCUGGCUGCUCCAAGAUCACUGAUGAUGGUGUGGAACUGGUUGCUGAGAACCUGCGUAAGCUCCGGAGUCUUGACUUGUCCUGGUGCCCACGGAUCACUGACAUGGCCCUGGAGUACAUCGCCUGUGACCUUCAUAAACUGGAAGAACUGGUGCUGGACAGGUGUGUGCGGAUCACGGACACUGGCUUAGGCUACUUGUCCACCAUGUCAUCAUUAAGGAAUCUCUACCUGCGCUGGUGCUGUCAGGUGCAAGACUUUGGGCUGCAGCAUUUGUUUGGAAUGAGGAGUCUUCGUCUACUGUCUCUUGCAGGCUGCCCCCUGCUGACUACAACUGGUCUGUCAGGCCUCAUCCAACUGCAGGAGCUGGAGGAGCUGGAGCUGACCAACUGCCCUGGGGCCACUGCUGAGCUUUUCAAAUACUACUCCCAGCACCUGCCCCGCUGCAUGGUCAUCGAGUAAGACCACUGACCCAUCCCACCUACCUACUGACCGACCGACCGAUUGAUCACCAUACUUCUACCUUCACCCUCCUUCCUCUUCCUCAUUCUUUUUGCAAAUGCUAGUCAGGAGACUGACCUCAUUACCUGCCCCCCCCCCACUCGCCCGUCUUCCUCCACACCCCAUUGAGUAGACUGACCCAUAGGCAGACAAAGAGGCGGGAAGACAGAUGAUGGUAGAUGCCAGAUCAGAGGAUGAUGGGAUGGUAUUUGAGCUUCAUUUGAGAUGAUGCUUGAGUGAAGAGCUUGGUGUGACGUCUUGUCUGACAGCAAGUUUCUCUUGCAGAUCAACACAAUGAUUUGUUUACAGGGGAGAGCUUCUCUAAAGACGCUGAUGAUUAUUUUUGCAGCAUAGAGGAAUAAGGAAAAGCGAAAUAAAGACUUUUGUGUUUGAGCUGAUAUGGUGGAACUGACACAUGUGCUCACACACAUACACACACACACACACACACACACACACUGUAUAUGGUAAGUGAACACAUGUAAGUCCUGAUGACCAUGAGUACUGACGUUUCUAUUGCCACCACUAUGUGUAAUAUAACUGCUGUUAUUUUUUUUUCUCAGAAAAUGUCAAAGGUCAACUUUUCUCUUGUUUAGAGAGACACCAUACGCCAGCUGGAGAAACAAGAAUCAGAGAGAACUAACGAUACAGGUCAGGAGGUAAAUGACAGGGAUGGGACUUCUCUCUCACUUUUUCUCCCUUCCUCAUGUGUGUGUUAUGGACUCACAGGUUCCUGUCUUUUUGAGAUAACACCAUGUUUUUCCAUCUCUGUGUCUUAAAAAAAAUCCAGAAAAUAACAGUUUACAGUGUUUGACUUGAUUGGCUCUUUAUUUCACAUUUCCCCCUCUCUUCUUCAUUUCUCGACGAUUUAAUUUACAGAUGUGGAUGAUAAGCUAUUGUAAACUGUGAAUGUUGUGUUUGUAAAAGGAUGACGUAUCACUGAGGCAGUGCAACAUGAACAAGUCAGUCAAAUGGAAAAUGGAGUGUGCAGAAAGCAUUAGACUUUAAUGCUUAAGAGUUUCUGCUGGGGAUACAAUGCAUUUCUAUCAAACGAGGAAGGAUAAUAGCAUCAAGAUUAGAAAAUAAGGGAACUGUGGGACUCAAACUGACAGUGAUAUAUUAUAUUUCUGGACUCAAAGUAAUGAAUUAACUUAAGUAACAUCAUCAACAUCAGAGGGAGUAUGGAAACCAGGUGGUGGUGAGCUAGCUUGGUCUAAAUUACAGGACAUUUGGUUUAGGAAUUUAAGUCUUCUUCUUCUUUUCAUCUUAUUAAUAUAAACACAUGUUGACCAGUGCGUAAAUUUGAACUUGUGUGGUCCUAAAUGUGGAAUUUAAUUUUGUGACCCCCCCUUGGUAAGGUUACAUCUCAUUUGAAAAGGAAGAAUAGGGGAUUUCAGUAUUUAAUACUAGACCAGCUCUUAAAAUGCCCACUACAGGCCAGGGCCAUUGUUAUGUGGCACAUUUUAAAACACAGUUUAGUUUGUGGAAAUGUUACUAUUUUUUCUACAAAACCAGAGCUUAAGAAAGUUAUGAAUGGCCUUUCUCUGUUUGAAAUCAUGUUAAGCCUUUGCUUAGCUCAACUAAUUGAUGUCAGUGGAAUCAAGUAGCAGCGCCUUAGUCCUCAACCCUGCAAUUGUUGGCUAAUCCAACUCUAAAUUUUGAUUUAAGGUUUAGAUUAAUGGGACAUAUUUGAUGAAACAACAACUGACAUGAAUGUUUUUUUUUUUUAGCUAAUUGUGAACAUUCUUUAGCAGUAGCCUUCAAGGCUCUACACCCCUUUUGGGGAAUCAAGAAAAGUCCAGCCUAUCCAGGGUUAAAGACAAACACAGGUGUACAUAAACACAAUCUGUGUUUACAUAAUAAUCAUAAUAAUAGCUGCAAUCAGGAUAAAAAAUCCUCAUGUACCCAUCACUCAGGAGACUGAAAAUGUCCUCUGGUUGGAAUAAGUACUGUGUAUUCUUUCUGUGCAUGUUUGUCUCAUGUGGGACUGACAUAAGGUGACAGAAACAUGGCAGCGAGUUAAUACAGUUAGAGAUCUUAAAAGACUGAACAGAUCCGUAAUUUUUGUUCCCAGGACACAAUGUGGGUUAAUUUGAAAACUACAUCAACAAGCAGAACAAAUGCAUAAGUGAACGAAUGAAUUACAGUUUCUUAGUGAAGUUGUAAAAAAUAUGUCCUCUGCUGUUAUAUUUUUGGGAUGAUAGGCAUUUCACAGGAGGCAGAGACACUUUGCAUAUAUUCAAAAAGUGGUUCUGAUUAGAUGCCUUGGGGCCAUAUGAAUGGUGAAAUUUUUAAGAAACACAAACACACAUCCUUAAACUGAACUGAACCGCUUAACUGAUACAAAAAGGCAUCUGCGAGUGCGUGUGAAAUUGAGUAAGAAGAAAAAAUAGUACAGUUUCCCAUAAACCAAAACAUUUAUUCACCAUGGAAAUAAGUUAGUUGUGGUUUUUUCCCCACAAUUCUCUGAUAUUAAAAGGAAAUGAAUGAGCCAAACAGUGAGCUGCUUUUUGCCUGUUGUGUGUCCUUAGAUGUGCUGACUGCCAACUGAAGGGUCUUGGAUCAGUCUCAGCCAGUAUUACAUUGUGCCAAAUGCAUCUGCAGCAGCACAUAAAAUGUGGCUGAUUGCCUGUAGCUGAUCACUGACUUCACUAAACAGACUGAGUGUGUGCUGUGUGGAUAUGCAGACCAUGCAUGUUGUUAGUUGGACUGCGUUUUUGUUUCAUGAAGGGUCAUUUUAGAGGUUCCUCUGAAUCUCUUCUUUGUACAUACAUUUAUUUAUUUAUUUAUUUAUUUAUUUAUGUAUUUAUUUAUUUAUUUAUUUAUUUAUUUAUGUAUGUAUGUAUGUAUUUAUUUAUCUAUCUAUCUAUCUAUCUAUCUAUCUAUUUAUUUCAUUAAGUUAAUUUCAUUAAGUCGUGUCUUGUGUUCUGUUUUAUGGAACUUGCUUCAAAUUUGGGCCUGAAUUAUCUUAUGCAUUGAUUUGCUAAUUGAUUUAUGCUAAUUGAUUUGUUUUCAUUAAUAUGGUUAUUAUUAUUUCCAACAUGUCAGAACCUAAGUGAAAUAAUCUACCUAUUACACAUUGAACAUAUACCACCAUUAAUGUCAUUAAGACUGACUUAAAGUUUGAAUCCUCAGAAUACGCAAGAUUUUUCUCUGUGCAAAUGUGUGUCAACUUGUACUGCUGUCAGGUCCGUCAUUAAGAAUAUGGUGAUAAACACUGGUGAUAUGAUAUAUUUACUGUCAUUAUCCUGAAUGUGGAAAUACGGAGUAUGAUGUAUACCAAUCAUCCACAACAUUAAAACCACUGACAUGUGAAGUGACAUGCAGAUCAUCUUUUUACACUGCAGUGUUCUGCUUGGAAUGCUCCUAGCAUUCAUUUGGAUGCUGCUUUCAUAUUCAACACCCGCCCAAACAUCCAAUCCACAGAGGCCCAACACAGUACCUCCGAGGAUGUCCUGAGGUGUCUGUCUCAGUGGAUCAGAUACGCGAUGAGAUUGGGAUCUGGUUAAUCUGGAGGCUAGGGUGAGCUAUUUUUUUUCACAUGUCUUGGGCCAU
Molecule: messenger RNA, 5499 nt
Organism: Acanthopagrus latus (yellowfin seabream)
Lineage: Eukaryota; Metazoa; Chordata; Actinopteri; Spariformes; Sparidae
Gene: fbxl16
Product: F-box and leucine-rich repeat protein 16
Exons: 7
Coding region: 397-1905 (502 amino acids)
Biological process (GO): SCF-dependent proteasomal ubiquitin-dependent protein catabolic process
Cellular component (GO): SCF ubiquitin ligase complex
Molecular function (GO): protein binding
Source: RefSeq, a predicted model, not a curated record